CACACGAAUAAUCAGCGUUCCAAUGUAUACGUAUAUUGCGCAUGGCGGGGACGUACUGUAUCAUGUUUACAUUGUGUCAACACAUUAUUGGUCCACUGAACUAGCACUGAAAUUGUUUACCAACAUUGCUUGCUAUGAGCAAAAACUGUGCAGAUUUUCCUAAAAGCAAAUAUUUUAACUAAUUUUAUUGCUGUAGAACCAAUUCGAAACAGUAGUUCACCAUUUAGACAGCGUUAAUAAUUAUUCAUACACACAAUUUGUUACCGUAAAAAGAUCAUUAUGGCGGAUUACUGGAAAUCUAACGAGCGAAAAUAUUGCGAUUUUUGCAAGUGCUGGAUAGCGGAUAACAAAUCCAGCGUACAAUUUCACGAAAAUGGGAAGCGACAUCAGAUGAACGUACAGAAGCGAAUUUCUGAGAUUAGCCAUAAUAGUUACAAAGCUCAACAAGAGCAAAACAAGAUAGACGCAGAUUUAAAGAAGAUGAAUGACGCGGCUAUGAAAGCGUACAUGCUAGAUAUCAGCGCGGGUGCCGACAUUAGCUCGCGAGAGUUAUACGAGAAGCAAAAGCUUGAACAAGUAACCGAAAAUACCGAUCAGAUCGGGCCAUGUGCUGGGCCGUCUGCAAGCAGCUCUGCGACAUCUGAUUGCAGACGAUCGAAGACAAAAAAGGGUCGUGAAGCCGAUCCGUUGUACAUGCCAGGUGUUGAUAGUGACGACGAUCCAGAAUCAGCCAAGGGAAAAGCGAUGGCAAAGAAGCGACGGUUAGAGGAAGUUGCGAAAAUAGACAAUGGAUCGAUGUGGGUGGAAGCUGAAAAUGAUGAAGGGUUUCCUUACUAUUGGAACGUGAAAACUGGGGAAUCCGUUUGGGAAGCUCCAAAGGAAGGUUACAUGAAAAAGGACGAAUAUGAAAAUUUGUCUAAAAUCGCAUGGCAAAAACAAAAGGAAAAUGCUGCUAUCGAGGCAAAGUACGAGUUAGAAAAUGCGGACGAAAUCGCCGCACGACUUCGACGCGAAAAUAUGGCUCAAAUUUUCAAGCACAAUAGAAAAAUCAAAGAAGAAAUCGAGAAAAAGGUGGAUCACGGACGCGAAGCAGCUACCAAUGCCGAAAUUGAAAGGUCGAUAAAUCCGUACGGACGCUGGGAAUCAGUCGAAGUCAAAAAAGAACAACCGAUAGAUUUACAACUACCAGCGGCACCAGCUCCUUUGUACGUUCCAAGUGUACUCCCAGAAAAACCCGAACCCAAAUUUAAAGAAAAAGUGAUCGAUCACGUACCACCAGAGACAAAAGCAACCACAAGCGACACAUUUACAAAGAAACGAAAAAUUCAACGACAAUCCCGGCAACGUUUAGACACGGACUAACCAGAUUCCUAGAACAGCUUGAAUAAAAAAAAAACACACGAUUGUCUCCUUCGCACACUA
Anopheles funestus (African malaria mosquito) is the source of this 1422-nucleotide messenger RNA. Its product is annotated as WW domain-binding protein 4. Lineage: Eukaryota; Metazoa; Arthropoda; Insecta; Diptera; Culicidae. The coding region runs from base 280 to 1362 and encodes 360 amino acids. Gene Ontology annotation, molecular function: RNA binding; zinc ion binding; protein binding. Gene Ontology annotation, biological process: mRNA splicing, via spliceosome. Gene Ontology annotation, cellular component: precatalytic spliceosome; nucleus. The record is from RefSeq and is a predicted model, not a curated record. The transcript is spliced from 4 exons.